This is a messenger RNA of Aphidius gifuensis, 3226 nucleotides long. It is a transcript of the gene wcy, whose product is annotated as WW domain-containing adapter protein with coiled-coil. Bases 316 to 2397 code for a protein of 693 amino acids. Gene Ontology annotation, cellular component: nucleus. The record is from RefSeq and is a predicted model, not a curated record. Lineage: Eukaryota; Metazoa; Arthropoda; Insecta; Hymenoptera; Braconidae. The transcript has 10 exons. Gene Ontology annotation, biological process: positive regulation of TORC1 signaling; regulation of autophagy. Gene Ontology annotation, molecular function: RNA polymerase II complex binding; chromatin binding.
AAUAGUUUAUAAAUGUUUUUUAACAUUUAUUUUUUGAUAUUAAAAUUCAUCAAUUGAGACAAUAUAAAUUGUCAUAAAGAACUACUGUCAAACUCCAAAAAUAAAAAAAAAAAAAAACAAAAAUAUAACGUGAAUAUUAGUUGUUUUCAACAAGUUUUGAUGAAUUUAAUAAUUUUUAUAAUUAUUUAUUAUGAAAUACUGUUAAUAACUAAUGAUUAACGUAAUUUUUUUUUUUUUUUUUUAAUUGUAAUUUUUUAAGUAAAAAACAUAACCUCACUUGAAUAAAAAUCAAUAGUUGUUGAACACAAUCUUGACAUGAACACUUUGAAAAUAAUUUAUGGUCAAAAUAUGCAUAAUGCCAAGUACGGUGGUUCUAAGGGUGGUUACUCCUCGUCAACUGUGUCGUCAGAUGGACGUUACGAAGGACGAAUGCGAGAUUCACCAAAUGGUAAUUCAUACAGUCCAGCUGGUGGAAUGGGUAUGGGUAUGGCUGUCGAUCGUGAUAGCCCUAGAAGUUAUCCAUCAAAACCAUUAUACAAAAAGGAGAGAGAAAAUAGAGACUACAAAAUACCCUCUUCUAGGGACAAAUAUUCCGAUUGUGCACGAUCUCCAAAGGACAAGAGAAAUCGAGACAGUCGGGAUUCUGAGCACAGGACCAACCAUGAUAGGAGUGGAAACGAGAUAUUACAUCCCAUAAAAUUGACAUCAAAUUCAUCAAGGGAUUCAUCUCUACGAAAAUCAGUAGCACACAAUUCUUGUCAGGAUAAAAGAGUUGAUGAACGAGGUGGUACAAGUAGUGGAAUAACAAGUAGUGGUGGUGGUAGUAGUAGUGGCACUGGUACUGGUGGUGCAGGUAGUAGUACUGGUGGUACUGGAGGUGGUGUUAUGGAAAGAACAGCUAGAUUUGGCGACUGGUCAGAGCAUAUGAGUUCGUCUGGUAAAAAGUAUUACUACAAUUGCAAAACAGAAGUAUCACAGUGGGAAAAACCACGUGAAUGGAUUGUACGAAAUGACAACAAUAAUAGACAACGUCAAUCAAAUGAUUAUUCAUCUAGGUCAAGUCAUGAUAAACAUUCCAACUCGCGUUCAAAUAGCAGUGGCAAUACUCGUGACAAUAAAUCAUCACGACAAUCAGACAAACGUGAAUAUUGGGCAUCAUGUAGCAGUGGAAGUAGUGGAAACAUUGGUGGUGGUAGUAGUAAUAAUGUUGGUGGUAAUAGUGGUAUUGGCAGUGGUAGUGGUAAUGGUAGUGGUGGAAGUUGUAGUAGUGGAAGUAGCAGUAGCAAAGAUGAAAUUGCAACACGUGAACAACGUGAACGUGAUAGAGAACGUAUUGUACGUGAUCGUGAAAGAGAACGUGAACGUGAUAUUCGUGAUCGUGAACGUUCUGAUUCACGUGAACAACGUGGUGAACGUGAUAGAAAUGAUAAUUCUAUACAUGAACAAGAUAUGGGUAUUGAACGUCAAGCACAAGAUAUGGAUAUAUCACCAGGUGAUUCAACACCAACAUCCGAGCCAUUAAAUUCAAAUAUUAAUGAUAAUAAUAUUUCACAAGGACCAGUUUUACUUGCAACAGCAUUACCAAGAUUAACAUCACAACCACCAUCAACACCACAAACACCACAAUCACAUUGUAAAAUUGGUAAUUCACCACCAACAUCAACACAACAAAAUAAUGCAAAUUCCGGACCUGGUCCACCUGUUACACUUGCUAAUUUACCAAGAAUAUUAUCACAAAUUACUGGAACUAAAGAACAAACAGAUAUAACACCACAAAAAGCAUUACAAACUAUUCAAACAGCAAUUUUUCUAUCUCGACAAUCAAGUAGUAAUGAUAGAGCGGGAAGUAGUAAUGAUUUAAUGGCACCCUUAAAAGUGGAUACCAGUGGAAAUAUACCUCUUACGAAUGAGGGACCACCAACACCAACUCAUUCAGAAACUCAAGAUUGCAUUGAUGCCAGAAAAUCAAGUCCUGGUGCAAUUAAUUCCAGUGUUCAGGGUAUAUGCUCACUUCAAGGAAUAAGCACAUUUGGUACACUAAGUAGUCUUGGUAAUGGAGGUGGUUUACAAGCAUUGUCAAGAGUUCAACCACCUUUGACACCCUCGUUAACACCAUCACUUGCAAAUCAUUAUAGGGAAGAUUUAACGCAACAUGUACGUGCAUUUCCUGCUGAUAUUCUUGAAAAACAGGCCCAAAAACUUGGUGAAGAAGCACAUACCAUGGGCAGUUUGCAGUGUACACGAGUAUCUGCAGAGCUCAAAACUGCUCGAUCAAUAGUGAGGCUGACCGAAAUUCAGGCAACACUACAAGAGCAAAGGAUAUUAUUUCUUCGCCAACAAAUACAAACAUUGGAGGAGCUGAAAUCCCAAAAUUCCUUCAUGUCUGAUGAUUCUUAAUUUAAUAAACUUUAUAUAAAUAAAAAAAAAGUAAUAUAGAUUCUUUGGUGAGAAUCUAAUAAAAAAAUAAAAAAAAAAUUUAAUUCAUAAUUAUCUACAAUUCUAUAACUAAAUUUCAUGCAAGCAAACAAACUUUUUAACAGCGAGAAAUAAAAUAUAAUUAAUAAUAAUAUUCUCAUUAAUAUUUGAUGAUAAUUAAGAUUGUACCUAAAUUAUAAAAAAAAAAAAUGUCAUUUUAAUAGAAGUGAUAUAAUAAUAAUUAAAGAGAAGAAUGGGAAAAAACAAAUGAUAAAGCGAAUGAUGAUUGGGCUGACCCAGAGAGAAAGAGAACAUGAAUUUUCAUUGCUUUAAUAUUAUAAAUUUUUUCAUUAAUCAUUAACAAUCAUCAUCACUAUCAUUAUUUCAUUUUUCACAUGUUUUUUUUUUUUCUAGAUUAAUUGUUAUUAUUAAUAUUUAAUUACAAUAAUUCAAAUAAUAUUAAAAAAAUUUUUUUUGUGUUCAUAUUUAAUAGAAAAAAAUUAAAUUUUUUUAGUAAUAUUUUUGCACUCUCUGGGGAAGCACAAGAGGCCUAUUCACAAAUUAAUCAUUGAAUGUAGAAAAAUAAAAAAUGGACGAUACAAAAAUUUAAAAUAAUGAAAAAAAAAAAAAAAAACUUUAAAUAAUGACUUGACCGAAACCAGUCAUGUCAAUUUGUUUGAAAAAAAAAAACAAACAAACAAAUGAACUUGUACUGAAAACUUGUAUAUCGAAUUGUCUUUGUAUUAUUAUUAUUAUUAUCAUUAUUAUUAUUAUUAUUACCUAUGUUGUACGUGUCAAUGUUUCAUACCCU